Messenger RNA from Pectinophora gossypiella (pink bollworm), 5134 nucleotides. RefSeq names its product serine/arginine repetitive matrix protein 1-like. The record is from RefSeq and is a predicted model, not a curated record. Bases 238 to 2277 code for a protein of 679 amino acids. The transcript is spliced from 5 exons. Lineage: Eukaryota; Metazoa; Arthropoda; Insecta; Lepidoptera; Gelechiidae.
CAACAAGUUUACUGGAGAAAAAAGUAAAAAUAUAACCUCACUUAUUUUCCUUGUUAAUUUUAUCGAUUGGGAAUUGCAGCAAAUAAGAAAUAAUAUCGAUGGAUCUUCUAAGAAGAUUUCUGAACAGGAAUAGAGGACUGUAAUAAUUACUAUUUUAUAAUGUUUAUAACUGUGAAACAUUUUGUCAUAGCGGAAGAGUUGUUGUGAUUUACCCCCUAAGUUUUUGUUUGUUUUGUGAUGGCGAGUCAAAAAGAUAACUCGGAUGGUGAAGACAUUCCUAGUGAUUUCUUUGAUGAUUUUAAUAAAGAUGAGUUUAUAGAGGGUCUUAGUGUGAUAGAUAGUUGGGACGAUGAGGGAGGCAAGCAGCGGAGCUCGCGGAUUAACGCGGAGGCGGUGGAGAGUGUGAAGGAUCUCCGAGAGCUGAUCCGCGAUGGGCGAGACGAGGAGCGCCACAAACAGCCGCCACGCGACUACCAUCGCACGGACCGGAAGAAGAACCUCGACGACUUCAUCAAGCCGGGCAGCCGCCGCGACCCCAACAAGACCAACGAGGCGAUCAAGCGCGACAAGAAGGAAAAAGUGAAGGAGUACCUCGCCAAACACUUGGAGUCCAGCGACGACCUGCGCCCGCCCGGCACCGAGCUCGAUGACUACUACGACGAACACAAACUAGAGAAAAAACACCCUUUAGAAGAAUACAAUUCAAGUCACACUUCGCGGCUACGGGAAUCACCGGCUAAGCAGAGGCGGCGCAGCCCCCGCCGGAGUCCGCGCCGUAGUCCCCGCCGGAGCCCGCGUCGCAGCCCGCGGCGGAGCCCCCGGCGUAGCCCGCACCGAAGUCCACGCCACAAUCACUGGCAACCACAUUUGCCAUACAUGCAACAUAACCGUUACAGCCCUACACGAAGAGACAGACUUCCGCUUCGCCCAUUCUUAAAUCAGCGCCGUAGUCGCAGCCCGCGAAGAUACAGCCCAAAACGCAGCCCCCUUAGGCGACGCUCAAGGUCACCAUAUCAACGCAAGCGUUAUGCUAGGCAAUCACAUUCCAGGUCACCGGGCCCCUCAGAUAGCUUUUUGUAUCCAAAUGAGCCACAACUAGUACAGGGAUAUGCUCCUGAUAUGUAUGUGCCACCACAGCAAUAUCCUGGACCUCCUAUGAAUGAGUAUCCAGGGGGACCAUCGGGAUAUCCUUACCAGUCAGACCCUAAUUAUGCUGUUGGUUAUAAUGUAGGUUAUAACUAUGGGAGCCAGCCACUAGCCCCUGGGGUAAUUCCACCAGUGUCAGUGCCGUUGCCAGUGCCGCAGCCCGUGCCAGCUCCAGUCAUGAAUGUAGCGCCUGGACCCGUGAUAACUCCAAGUCCAGCACCUGGGAUUGCUAAUGUUCCUCCAGCAAUGGUUCCAGCACCACAAAUAUCUCCAUCUGUAAAACCACAACCAGCUCCAGCAAAAAGGGAUGUCACUACUCCUUAUGAUGCUUUGGCCCAAUUAGUGGCAGAUGGAAAGCUGUCCAAAGAAGAUUACUUGAAGUUAGCUCCAAAUAAGAGCAUGUCAGCCAGAAUAUUUGGUGUAAAAACAUCAACAUCUUCAGCAGAAACCAAAGUUAGAGUUGAUGUGUUAAGUCGCUGUUACUCAGCUCUAACGAGUUUGGGACCCCUGCGUAUGCCUAGCAGAUUGGUGUUGAGCAGUUCUGCUUGCGGGCCGGAGUUGAAGGCUUUGGGUCCAAAGUAUAUAUCUCCGUUGAAGAGGCAGGCGGCGAUCGAGUUCCACUUCACGACGCCGAGCGUCUCCGCGGCGGUGGUGCACAACAGGCAGCUCGUCGACGCCAUCAUCAAGACCGUCGGCCUGGAGACGGUGGUCGCGCGGCCCAGGAGGAAGCUUCCCAAGAACACGAAGGACGCCGCAGUCCAGACGACCAAGCCGUACUGCGAUGUGUGCGAGGUCCGCGACGCGACCCGGUACUACGACACGGCCACUUCCAUAGACCCUGAACACUUCACGUCGACGGUUCACACGCAGGUUGUGGAGCAGGAGCUGUUGAGCUCCAAGUCGGUGUUCAACCCGAGCGGCAGCAUCGCCGACGGCGCGCCCAUCUCCAUCGCGCACCUCACGCCGGCGCAGCUCGUGUCGCAGCUGGCGGCGCGCGCCAAGACCCUGAAGCAGGCCGAGCCCUCCCCGCCGCCCAGCCAGUUCGCGCGGCGCCCCGGCGGCAACUACGACUACGACGGGAGAGGCGGGUCGCACUACCAAAAUACUUAUAAUAACUACAACCGCUAUUAGACUGGUGAAAUCGAAUGUCAUUUGUUAACCAUUCUAUAUGAUAAGUUUAUUUAAUAUUUUAACUUUGUGUGAAAUGUUCGUAUUGUAAGUUAUCAUAAGCUGCGUGUUCAUGACGGGCAGCUUCGUGGAAUUACGCUGCGCCAUGAGGCAUCGUGUCGACGCGAGGCAGCCGCCGCUCUCCUACCCGUUAGAGGUCGCUUCAGAAGGGUGAGCAACGUCGGAACGCUAGAAUCUUAUGUAAACCUCAAUAUUGUUUGGUUUCGAUUUAUGUAAUACAUUAUACUUUACAGAAUAUGGUUUAAUUUUAUAAAUGUCUGGGUAAAUCCAUAUACCAAGAUUUCAAGUUGGUGGACUGCAAUAGUCUACUUACUGUCUAUGCUUAAUUGUUCGUUUAUUAAAGGGCGCAAGUUCCAGUUUGAAAUAUUUUCAUAAUCAUGUCAUCUAUCGAUAUAGCUUCCUGGUCCUGGCAACAAAAUGUGUUCAACCAACAAAGAGCGCAUCGCCUUCCGUUGCGGUUAAUGGAAUUCAAGAAGAUAUUUCAUCGCGGAGACGGGAACUACCGAUAUAUAAGUGACAACCGAUAAUUUUCGGGCGUCCUAUUCUAGCACGGUACGGUAUGAUAGCUGUCACAACUGUCAAAAUAAACCAUUUUAUGGUCUCUUUCGCACUAGGCUGUAUUCUUAUCUUUCUUUCCUGUAGUCAUACGCACCAUGCUAGAUAGGGGGUGGAUCUUCGAACACCGGUGGUCAAUAUCACCGUAAACGCAAAAAUAUGGUAGAAUAUUUUGUCUUUUUGGAAAUAUCCAGUUAGAACUUAUGUAUGUUGAAGUUCUUCAGGUCUUCCGGAAGACUCGGUAUUCGAAGAACCACUCGAACGCAAAAUAAUUACGUGCCUACUUUAAUUAAAGAAGUAUUGUUGCGGAAGUAAAAAAAUACAAAAUAUCUCUCACAUUUUAACUAUGUCGUGUAUUAGGUAUCUAACGUUGAUAUAUGUUAAUAUUUGGUAUCAAAAAUGUAUAUUUCAUAUUUUUAAAGUUAUAACUCAUUUCAAUAUUGAUUUUACAUAGAAGAGAUACGUGAGCGUCAAGCUAGCGGCCUCAAAAAAAAAAAUGGGCACGAAAAAAUAAUUUGACCAUACCAAAAAAUAGUACUCUUAUUGAAAAAAAUAGUACCUGUUGUAAAAAAAUUAGUACCAUCACGGUUCUGGAUUUAUAGCCAUGUUUUAUUGCACUUGCUAGCUUGACGGUGAGCGAAAUUUGGCGAGAGUUAACGACAAGGUCUUUCGCUUUGAUUUAAACGCCAAAAAAUAGUACCGAAAUAGUACUCACCCCCUGCAAAAUACCGAAAGUAGUACUUCAACGGUUCCAAAGUUAUAAAGGCAGUUCUUUGAUCCCGCUAGCUUGACGUUUUGAAAAUACCUAUUAUCUGGGGAAUGCUUGCAUACUUCAGUUUGUAACUAAUGUCAAUAAACUCGUAUGAAAUAGUACUCCCUACCAUCAUAAUUUGGACCUGAUUCUCUUUGUAGAAAUAUGUCAAAAAGUCAUUAUAACCUAUGUCAUACAUUUAUCAAGACAAGUACAGUCGCGAACAAAAUUAUUACACAUGGUCAAGAAUGUUGUCAGAUUUUAGUAUUUUUCCCCAUUUUUGGGUAAAAAUUGGUGAAGUGCCAGGGUUGUCAGAUGAAAGUAAUAUCAUUGUUGAAACUCUUUGAGUUAUUAUACAAAUACUGCAAAUUGUUUAUUAACAAACACUUCGAUCCGUAACAAAUUCAACAUGAAGGUAUAAAUUAUAAAAUAAAACAGCAGAUUAAAAAUGUAUUAUGAUGUAUUAAAAUCACAGAUUGUUUUCGAUAAGAACUAGACCCAUGCAGCCAUUUUCUAUUAAAAUUAGUGCAUAUGGGUAUUAUGGGUGUAUACAAUAGGAUUUUUUUGUAAUAGCAGCACUCUGAAGUGCAAAGAAAUGAUAGGGUAGACCUCCAAAAUGGCAAUACUUACGAAUAAAUUGUGAGGUUAUGUAAUUGUCUACGUGACUGUAUCAACAACAAAUGUAUGGCAUAGGUUAUGAUGAUUUUUUAACAUUUCUACAAAGAGAAUCGGAUCAAAAUUAUGAUGGUAGGGAGUACUAUUUCAUACGAGUUUAUUGACAUUAGUUACAUACUGAAGUAUGCAAGCAUUCCCCAGAUAAUAGGUAUUUUCAAAACGUCAAGCUAGCGGGAUCAAAGAACUGCCUUUAUAACUUUGGAACCGUUGAAGUACUACUUUCGGUAUUUUGCAGGGGGUGAGUACUAUUUCGGUACUAUUUUUUGGCGUUUAAAUCAAAGCGAAAGACCUUGUCGUUAACUCUCGCCAAAUUUCGCUCACCGUCAAGCUAGCAAGUGCAAUAAAACAUGGCUAUAAAUCCAGAACCGUGAUGGUACUAAUUUUUUUACAACAGGUACUAUUUUUUUCAAUAAGAGUACUAUUUUUUGGUAUGGUCAAAUUAUUUUUUCGUGCCCAUUUUUUUUUUGAGGCCGCUAGCUUGACGCACACAAGAGAUACAUAGUCUGUAAUGCAGUUAAUUAAAUAAAAUGUUUAAAUUAUGGUUUAUAUUUUAUGACGUACUUUGCGAUAUGCAGGUGGAGUACAGGGUGGUAACAGUGUGUAUAUGAAUUGUAUAAUAUAACAAUUGAUUGGAAAGUAUAUGAAACAAAAUUAUGUGGUUAUAACUUUUAUAUCUCACUAUUUUUAAGUUUCGCCACUAAAUUGGCCUGAUUUGGCUCAAAUUGUGUUUAUAUAGCGAGAAUUCAAAAAAAAAAUUACGGAGUGCUCGUGUUAUUCAAUAUCCGAAUAAAUUCGACUAUUUUAAGUCAAAAACAGUCA